AUGCCGCUAUCCUACGAGCACUGGCGGCGGUUCGGCCCGCUAGCGGCGGGUGCGCUGUUCGGUGCGGCGUGGUGGAUAUGGGUGGACGCCGUCGUGUGCAAUUCCUCCACCGUGCCCUUCCUGCACUACGUCCCAGGUACCGCCUCCCCAGGUACCCCCUCCCCCUGCCGCACUGCGUCCCAGGUUUCCGCCUCCCCCUGCCGCACUACGUACCGCCUCCCCCUGCCGCACUACGUCUCAGGUACCGCCUCCCCUGCCGCACUACGUCUCAGGUACCGCCUCCCCCUGCCGCACUACGUCCCAGGUACCGCCUCCCCCUGCCGCACUGCGUCCCAGGCACCGCCUCCCCCUGCCGCACUGCGUCCCAGGUACCGCCUCCCCCUGCCGCACUGCGUCCCAGGUACCGCCUCCCCCUGUCGCACUGCGUCCCAGGUACCGCCUCCCCCUACCGCACUACGUCCCAGGUACCGCCUCCCCCUGCUGCGCUACAUGAUUGCGUCCAAUUCCACCUUCCCUUUUCCCACCAGCCCGUCCUCCCCCCCUUCCUCAUUUGGCCCCCACCCUCCUUACCCCUAUCGCCUCGUUACAGGCAUAUUCGCUACUGUGGCGGCGAUGAUGUUCAACGCCGUGCACCGCGACGAGCUGCACGACUACUCGCCCUACGACGACGGCGCCGGCUGCAGGUCCCCCCUGCACCACUCACCCACACUCCUUCCUCCUCCGCCCCCCCUUCUCAAGCGACUCUGGCCCCAACCUGCCAUCACGCCACAAGUGCACACCAAUUGCAUAUCUUUCUCCCCUGCGCCCCCCUCCCCCACCGCCCUCCCCCACCGUCCCUCCCCACGCUCCCCCUCCACCCCUCCGCCCAGGUCGCGCACGUGGCUCUUCCUGGCAUACGUCAUCGCCUUUGCAUCGCUGGCGGGGGCGGCGGGGAUGCUCAUAAAGGACGCAUCGCCGCCCAGCACGUCCUCCUGGCCCGGCGCUGCAGGCGUCUUCCAGUGCGCCUUCAUCAUCGCCAGGUGCGUGUGUGCUGCCAGGUGCGUGUGUGCUGCCAGGGCGUGUGUGCUGCCAGGUGCGUGUGUGCUGCCAGGUGCGUGUGUGCUGCCAGGGCGUGUGUGCUGCCAGGUGCGUGUGUGCUGCCAGGUGCGAUAUUUUGGGCCUGUCAUGGGUCUCCAAUGCGCUUUCAUCAUCCCCAGCUGUGCGGAUUCAUUAUCUGUCAUCUGCCCCUUAUCUGCCCGCAUACACUCUGCUUCAACCACCCACCUUUCUGCUUACUCGCCCCUGUCUCCCCUCCUCCCCCCCCCUGCAGUGGCCUUGUGUACUGGCUCUCACGCUCCUCAGAGUCAUCGCCCUCCUACUUCUGACUCCAUGCUCAUAACCUCAUCUGCCAGUCAUAACCACCCACUGUUCUCUCUUCUCUCAAGCACUGCUAUUGCUGCUCUCCCCAUGCGGCUGCUUCAGUCCUCCCACCAUCGCCUACCACCUAAGCUGCUCCCUUUGCUGCUCCUGGGAAGGCAAAUGCCUUGCCUGCUGUUGAUGGGAUCUGCUUCAGGCUCAUCUCAUCGUUCUCUUUCGAGGCGCCGCCCUCACUACUUGUACAGAUGA
Closterium sp. Naga37s-1 is the source of this 1605-nucleotide messenger RNA. Lineage: Eukaryota; Viridiplantae; Streptophyta; Zygnematophyceae; Desmidiales; Closteriaceae. The record is from the annotation of a GenBank genome assembly.